Messenger RNA from Lipotes vexillifer (Yangtze River dolphin), 511 nucleotides. RefSeq names its product ATP synthase F1 subunit delta (gene ATP5F1D). The transcript is spliced from 4 exons. The record is from RefSeq and is a predicted model, not a curated record. Gene Ontology annotation, biological process: proton motive force-driven ATP synthesis. NCBI's taxonomy places the organism in Eukaryota, Metazoa, Chordata, Mammalia, Artiodactyla, Lipotidae. The coding region runs from base 2 to 508 and encodes 168 amino acids. Gene Ontology annotation, molecular function: proton-transporting ATP synthase activity, rotational mechanism.
CAUGCUGCCCGCUGCGCUCCUCCGCCGCCCAGGCCUGGGCCGCCUCGUGCGCCAGGCCCGCGCCUACGCCGAGGCCGCCGCCGCCCCGGUCCCCGCCGCGGGCCCGGGACAGAUGUCUUUCACCUUCGCCUCACCCACGCAGGUGUUCUUCAACGGCGUCAACGUUCGACAGGUGGACGUGCCCACGCAGACCGGAGCGUUUGGCAUCUUGGCAGCCCACGUACCCACACUGCAGGUCUUGCGACCAGGGCUGGUUGUGAUCCACGCUGAGGAUGGCACCAUCUCCAAAUACUUUGUGAGCAGUGGCUCGGUCACAGUGAACGCUGACUCUUCGGUGCAGUUACUGGCUGAGGAAGCCGUCACACUGGACAUGUUGGAUCUGGGGGUGGCCAAGGCGAACCUGGAGAAGGCGCAGUCGGAGCUGUUGGGGGCCACGGACGAGGCCAUGAGGGCCGAGAUCCAAAUCCGCAUCGAGGCCAACGAGGCCUUGGUGAAGGCCCUGGAGUAGGCG